Marmota flaviventris (yellow-bellied marmot) is the source of this 1720-nucleotide messenger RNA. RefSeq names its product protein phosphatase 4 regulatory subunit 2 (gene Ppp4r2). Gene Ontology annotation, cellular component: cytoplasm; nucleus; protein phosphatase 4 complex. The record is from RefSeq and is a predicted model, not a curated record. Gene Ontology annotation, molecular function: protein phosphatase regulator activity. NCBI's taxonomy places the organism in Eukaryota, Metazoa, Chordata, Mammalia, Rodentia, Sciuridae.
CAUGUUGGAGGGCUGGUGGUAGUGGCUCGGGGAGGUGCUCGCUCUAUCGGUCUCGCUCUCGCUCGCUUCCCCCGGCUCCCUUCGGUGCCCCCCCCGGUCGCCUGCGUGCCGGAGUGUGUGAGGGAGGGGGCGGGCGUCGGGGGGGUGGGGGGAGGCGCUCCGGUGCCCGGGAGCCCGCGGAGGGAGGCGGAGCCGGCGAGGGACUCCGGGACGCCAUGGACGUCGAGAGGCUGCAGGAGGCGCUGAAAGAUUUUGAGAAGAGGGGGAAGAAGGAAGUUUGUCCCGUCCUGGAUCAGUUUCUUUGUCAUGUCGCCAAGACUGGAGAAACAAUGAUUCAAUGGUCUCAAUUUAAAGGCUAUUUUAUUUUCAAACUGGAGAAAGUGAUGGAUGAUUUCAGAACUUCAGCUCCUGAACCAAGAGGUCCUCCUAAUCCUAAUGUCGAAUAUAUUCCCUUUGAUGAAAUGAAGGAAAGAAUUCUGAAAAUUGUCACUGGAUUUAAUGGUAUCCCUUUUACUAUUCAGCGACUAUGUGAAUUGCUAACAGAUCCAAGGAGAAACUAUACAGGAACAGACAAAUUUCUCAGAGGAGUAGAAAAGAAUGUGAUGGUUGUUAGCUGUGUUUAUCCUUCUUCAGAGAAAAACAAUUCAAAUAGUUUAAAUCGAAUGAAUGGUGUUAUGUUCCCUGGAAAUUCACCAAGCUACACUGAUAGGUCUAAUAUAAAUGGGCCUGGAACACCCCGGCCACUGAACCGACCAAAGGUGUCUUUAUCCGCCCCCUUGACAACCAACGGUUUGCCUGAGAGCAGUGACAGCAAAGAGUCAAACUCACCACAUAAUGAAGAAAGAAACCACAGUGACUCUGCAGCAUCUGAAUCAGAAGGGUCUUCAGUGAGUCCUAUAAAAAACAAACAUUCAGAUGACGACGCCGUGGAGGCUGAAGAGCACGAGGCCAAAAGACUCAGGUUUGACAGAGACGGGGAAGUCAGAGAGACAGCCAGUCAGACCUCGUCCAGUGAGGGGGCCUCGGUCCUGGCGGAGGACACAGAGGCACCAUCAUCAUCUCAGGACAAGGACAAAGAAAGUAGUUGUACCCAGCAGCACUGCACAGAAGAGGAGGAAGAGGAGGAGGAGGAAGAAGAAGAGUCUUUUAUGACAUCGAGAGAAAUAAUCCCAGAAAGAAAAAAUCAAGAAAAAGAACCUGAUGAUGCCUUAACUGUGAACGAGGAGACCUCUGAGGAGAAGAGUCAGGUGGAGGAAUCGGCUGUGUCUCGAGCUGAGAAGGAUUUACAUUCUGAAGGGAGUGACACCCCGGGCCCUGUAAGUAGUGGUUCUGACUGCCACCAGACAGAAGAAUCAGUAGGAUCCAGUUCCAGUAAAACUGGAGAGGUUCUCUCAGAAUCCUCCAUGGAAAAUGACGAGGACGCCACCGAAGUCCCCGAGGAACCAAUGGAGCAAGACUGACUACUUCACCACAUUUAGAUGCCGUAUUUUACAUACAGUUCUGGUUUUACACUGUAUAAAACUUUUAUGUAAUAAAGUGGACCUUUAGUUUUACAAGAGAAAGAGAAGCAGUUGUUAAAGUACUUUAAAAAGUACUUUAAGUGUGAAUCCUGAAAGAGUUGUACAUGUAAGAACUGUGAAUAGCAGCUCCUCUGGGUCCUGCUUACCGCUAUCUAUUUUUUUUUUUUUGUUUUUGUUUUUGGGGAUUUUGUUGUUGUUGU